AUGCCCUCGGAUGACGAUCUUAAGGCACACGCUGCCUCUAACCAAGAUUUCUAUGCUCUCCUUGACAUUCCACCUGCGGCCUCGGAGUCGGAAAUCCGCCGUGCAUACAGGCGGACAGCCCUCAAAUACCACCCUGACAAGAUCGCAAACCCGACUCAAACAGACAUCGACAAAUUCCACCUGCUACAGAUAGCCUACGAUGUACUUUCUGAUCCCUCCGUACGGCAACUCUACGACAAUGCGCGGGAAGCGCGCGAAAGAAAAAGGCGUGAGGUGGAGAUGAUGGAUGCGGCGAAAAGGAAGAUGAAAGAGGACUUGGAAGCUCGAGAGCGUGCCGGUGCGGCUGCGAUGGGAGGUGCACAACGAGGCGUCAAAAGGACUUGGAUGUCUGCCGGCAUGGCUGGAGCGGACGACGAUGCCGAGGAAACGCUUCAGCGCGAGAUUGACCGGAUUGCGGAGGAUGGGCGGCGGCGACGCAAGGAGGCUGAGGAGCGACUGAAGCGAGAAGCUGAGGCCGAGGAGAGAAGGCUGCAGCAGGAACAGGAAGAGGCGCGGAGAGCUGCGGAUCGGAGCAGUCAACGAGUCGACCGUUCACACGAAGGUGGCACGAAUGUUCCGGAACUCGAGCGAGCCGUCAAAGUGCGCUGGGUUCGGGAAGGCCGAGGUUUGGAUCUAGACCAAGAUCGCUUGGUGUCUUUGUUCAAGCCUUUCGGUAAAGUUGAGAACACGUUCAUGCUCAAGGACAAGCGCCAGCGUGUCGGAGACAAGCGAGAGAAGAAGACUGUCGCGACAGGCGUUGUGGUAUUCGCCUCCGUUGUCAGCGCCCAUGCCGCCGUGCUGGACAGCGAGAAAAAACGACGCCAGAGCGCUGGCCAGCCGGACAACGACUGGACGCUCAUUGAAUCCGUUUCCUGGGCAUCUGGCAACCAGCCAGACAUAGUGGGCACGGAAAACCGGGCCGCUUCUCCCAUCUCCACGCCUGAUGAAGCUUCGUCAACACAAAAAACAGCUCCUUCUGUUGGCCCCUCCAAACCGUCUUUCGACUUCUCCAAGCUCAAGUCAGCAGCGCCGCCUGGUGGUCCAGCCAAGACCCCCGGGAAAGCGCCCUCGUUUGCCUCGUUCUCCUCGGCCGCGGGCUCAUCAAAGCCAACACCAUCCGAUGCAUCGGCCAAUGGACGAAGCACUCCGAGUUUUCAGGAGAUAACAUUAAUGCGAUUGAAGAAUGCACAGCGCGAAAAGGAACGAAAGGCCCUCGAGGCACAGCUUAUGAAAGAGGAUGAGGCAGCAGAUGCUGCUGAGGCUGCUGCCGCUGAGGCCAAGGGCUAA
This is a messenger RNA of Aspergillus viridinutans, 1326 nucleotides long. Its product is annotated as putative cell cycle control protein (Cwf23). The coding region runs from base 1 to 1326 and encodes 441 amino acids. Gene Ontology annotation, molecular function: nucleic acid binding. NCBI's taxonomy places the organism in Eukaryota, Fungi, Ascomycota, Eurotiomycetes, Eurotiales, Aspergillaceae. The transcript has a single exon. Gene Ontology annotation, biological process: spliceosomal complex disassembly. The record is from RefSeq and is a predicted model, not a curated record. Gene Ontology annotation, cellular component: spliceosomal complex.